This is a messenger RNA of Pomacea canaliculata, 2692 nucleotides long. RefSeq lists its product as uncharacterized. NCBI's taxonomy places the organism in Eukaryota, Metazoa, Mollusca, Gastropoda, Architaenioglossa, Ampullariidae. The record is from RefSeq and is a predicted model, not a curated record.
CCUCAAUCCGGCUUUGAAGUACAUUUCCUGAUUUCUAUCCCUUAUAUAAAGGACUCGGCUUUACUCUCAAUCGAAACAAGCUGAGCCGCUCAGGUUUUCGUUACCAGUAAACAACAGCCAGAUCAUCUCCAGAAUGAAGCACACAACGUUUGCCUGGCUUGCUGUACUGAUAGCAGUGGCGGGUGCCGUUGACAACUGGAAUCCCUGGAGUGAAGAGAACUACGUACCCUUCGGACUGGCCAGGUUCGGGUCCCAGGACCAGGUCUUUAAGAGUCAAGACUUCAUGAAAUAUGGCGGGGCCACAGGGCAGCAGUCACUCUGGGCGGGUCAGAACGUUCUGUCAGGGAGCGCCCAACAGCAGAACGCACAACAACAGAAAGAGAAAUCGCAGGCAUCCGAUCAGAAAUUUGGUCUCAAUGGCGAGUCCUUCAACAACGCCGCCAAGCUUAUUGCUGACGAAGCACGCAGGAACCAAAAGGCACUGAACGAGGACGAGAGGUCCAAGUACACCGACUACAAAGCGGCCGCUGGAGGUGACGCCACCAAAGCCAAUCAGUGGGGAUUUAACACCGGUGACAAGCUCCAAGAAAACAUUAACGGGGCGUACAAGAAGAAGUACGACACGUCUUCCAGCGAGAACGGCGGUUAUGAGACAGAGGACGCGCGCGUCAACCGUCGUACGGACACCGUGAAAACGAAGGAGAAGGAUUACAUCCUCGAUCGCAAGGAUGCGUCUGCGUCACAUGCCCAGAAGAGCGAGGAGCAGGCAGCCAAGGAGGCUGUGAGCAAGUCUGACGCGGCUCAGAAGCAGGCCCAGGACGGCAAGUAUGGUUUCAAUGACCGCAGUUUGGACCAGGCCGGCAAGACGUCCGAUGGACGUUUGAUCGACUACGCUCGCAAGGACUCACGUUAUCUGGACGAGGAGGCCGGCAAGGACCAGGCCGUUCGUCUGGCCAAGGAUAUCGCCGAGCACGCGGCUGGAUAUGAAAAAGAUGCUGCAGUUUCCGCUGACGCCAACCGCAACGCUGCAGACAAUAAAUUCUACGGUGGGGGAGCUGGAGUCGGGAGCUACUCAGCUUGGCCUGGAGAGGCCGCGGGUGGUGUGUAUGGUUCAGGUUUCAAAGAGAACGCGGCACAACACCAGAAGGCUGGCGAACAGGCAUUAGAUAAAGCCUUGAGUUCUUCGGAUGCGCUGAACGAGUAUAACCGAAACAAAGCAAAACAGGACUACAACGAGAUCAAAGGACUGAAGGACUACAACGAAGGCGGAUUCGCGCAGGACGUGAAAGACGCCUCCGGGAAUGGCUACGCCGGCAAGAACGCCGAAGCUGUCAAACAUGUCUAUGAUCUUGACCAAAAAAAUCAAGCAGCAAAGUCAGCAUCCGCCGUGGCAGACAGUCAAAAGAGUAAUUCCGAGUACUUGAAAGAUCGAGAGCUCGACAGCUUGAAAGAAUCAGUAGACAGCGAGACAGUAACCCAGAAGAAAAAUUUCUACAACAACAAAAAGGAAGCAGGAAAUACCGACGAAAUCCUGAAGUUUGAUCACGUGAAGAACGCCGCACAGUUUGGAAAUGCCCAAGAUGGCAGCACGGCAUCGCAGAACAAGUACGACUACCUGAAGGACGACUCCAAGGCCGCGGCUAAGUCCCUCAAGCUCGAUGACUACGCCGAUAGUCGCAACAGCGGGCAAAAGGAGAACGCUGCCAAGACCCUCUAUGCCAACGGAUUUGAACAGCAGAAGGCGCAGGACUCGGCACGCGCCCUUUCGGCCUCUGAUGGCUCUGACAAGGCUGCUUACCAGGCCUACAAGGACGACAGUCAGUCCGGCUCGUACGGCAAAUAUCAGAACCUCAACGACAAGGCCUCUGCAGAUCACCUCAGCCAGGAAAUAAAGCCCGUCGCAGUCAGCUACCCUUCGUCAUCCGGCAACUAUGGCAACGGCGACGACCUUUGGCGGGGCACUAACUCUUACAAGCCAAGCUACAACCCCGCCCCUCCGGUCUUCAGCGGCUAUCCCUCUGCCACUUUGCAGAAGACCUUCGGCAGCUACCCGUCUUCUGCCUCUCAGCUUUCCAGUAGCUACCCCUUACCCGCCUCAAAGGCCUACCCUAGCUCAUAUUCAUACCCGUCUCCUGCUCAAAACCCGACUUACUCCCCGUUGCCUAGCAGCAAGACAGCAAGUGGUUAUCCUAGCUUCAGUAGCGGCUGGCCGUCGCUAGGUCUCCAGCUUCCGUUUAAUGGCGGCGCUGGGCUCAAUUACCCUGGCGGCGCUGGGUACAAUUACCCUGGCGCCUUGGCCUCGUCUUCAGCUGGCAAGGUCGGCGGGUCCUACUUGUCGAACUCUUACAGUGCUUACGGAAACGGCAACAAAUUAUAUUGAACAUUUUAGUAAACUUUUCAGACAUCGUGAAGAUAAAAUUACUUCAAAUAUGUACUUUGAAGACUUUGGGUGACAUGCCAGAAACACUUUAAGAUUCCAUUAUCAAGAUCCAAAUGACGGACAAUUUUCUCUUUUUCGCUUGCACUUAAGGUGUUCUUUCAGGCAGGUCUUAAGCAGAAAUACCUUGCGAUGUGUUAACAUAAUUCAAAAUGAAUUUAAGAAAAGAUGUUUUAUAGGAAGUCGUUGUACAUAAUAAUCAAAUUAUGAAUAUUUGAUUAAGCGUCCCAAUAAACAGUUCAAUUACUUUGCAAA